This is a messenger RNA of Populus trichocarpa (black cottonwood), 3064 nucleotides long. Its product is annotated as AAA-ATPase At4g25835. Bases 1 to 1578 code for a protein of 525 amino acids. Gene Ontology annotation, molecular function: ATP hydrolysis activity; ATP binding. NCBI's taxonomy places the organism in Eukaryota, Viridiplantae, Streptophyta, Magnoliopsida, Malpighiales, Salicaceae. The transcript is spliced from 2 exons. The record is from RefSeq and is a predicted model, not a curated record.
AUGGAUAUAUUGUCACAACUUUGGUCACUCUUAGGUCUUCUCACAGUCCUUCAAAACAUCUUACCUGCACAACUCCUCUCCCUUCUUCACUCCCUCAUCGAGUCCCUCCAAGACCUCAUUUCCCAAUAUUCAUACUUUGACAUCCCGGAAUUUAAUGGCUACUGUGGUGUUGACAUCAAUGAUCUCUAUCGCCAUGUCAACCUCUACCUCAACUCUGUCAACUCCUCUGCCACUGCCUCCACUUGCCGACGCUUCUCCCUCUCCCGGUCCAGGUCAUCCAAUUGCAUUUCCUUCACUAUAGCUCCCAAUCACACCAUCCACGACUCCUUCAAUGGCCACUCUCUUUGUUGGACACACCAAGUUGACACUGUACAGGACUCAUUAGAAGAGAAACGUAGCUUUACUCUCAAACUUCCAAAGAGACACCGGCAUAUGCUGCUGUCGCCUUAUCUCCAGCAUGUGACAUCGCGUGCUGAAGAGUUCGAGCGAGUAUCAAGAGAGAGGAGGCUGUUUACUAACAAUGGCAAUGCUUCAUACGAGUCAGGCUGGGUCUCAGUUCCUUUCCGUCAUCCAUCCACCUUCGAAACGCUGGCUCUGGAGCCUCAAUUGAAGAGGCAGAUAAUGGAGGACUUGAAGGCAUUUUCUAGUGGCAGAGAGUACUAUCAUAGAGUUGGGAGGGCAUGGAAGAGGGGUUACUUGCUCUAUGGUCCUCCAGGGUCAGGCAAAUCAAGUCUAAUAGCUGCAAUGGCUAAUUAUUUGUGCUACGAUGUGUAUGAUCUUGAACUCACCAAAGUCACAGACAACUCAGAUCUCAGAGCUCUGCUAAUCCAAACUAGCAAUAGAUCAAUAAUUGUGAUUGAGGACAUAGAUUGUUCCCUUGAUCUGACUGCUGAUAGAAUGCUAAAGGCCACUACUGCUACAGCUACAAGAAGGAAAAGAUCAUCAUCAUCAGGUUAUAAUAAGGACCCGGGUUCAGGCAAUUAUCAGUUAUUAGAGGAGAGUGGGCGUGUUACCUUAUCAGGUCUCCUCAACUUCACAGAUGGAUUAUGGUCAUGUUGCGGGGAGGAGAGGAUAAUAGUGUUCACAACCAAUCACAGAGACAAAGUGGAUCCUGCAUUGGUUAGAUGCGGGCGGAUGGAUGUGCAUGUAAGCUUAGGCCCUUGUGGUAUGCACGCGUUCAAGGCAUUGGCCAUGAACUAUCUUGGGAUAGAGGAGCAUUCUUUGUUUGAUGUGGUAGAGAGCUGUAUACGGUCAGGUGGCGCACUCACUCCUGCUCAGAUAGGGGAGAUAUUGCUGCGGAAUAGAGGGAGCAAUGCUGAUUUAGCAAUGACAGAAGUGGUGUCUGCAAUGCAAACCAGAAUUUUGAGUUCUGGUGGCACUGAACAUCUAAAUACUAGUAUAGAGUAUGAAGAUACGGUGACCUUGACAAGGUCACCACAGAGUGUGUUAACGGUAGGGUCGUCACCGGAGAAUUGGGACUCAUCUCCAGGCAAGAUUAGCGGGAAGAAGAGGAAGGCCAAGUUUCUUGUUAGAUUAAGAUCUUUGACGAAGUCCGGCUCUGGUAGAAGGGGUGUGUGAGAGUUUCGAUGUGCUCUUGUCUUGUGAAAGUUUGGAAAAUUAAUUGAAACACCAGCUUUCCUUAAUGGAACCUACCAAGCUCCAUAAAAUGUUUUUCAGUAAUUGUUUUUUCCGUUAAAAGUUCUAAUAAUCAUUUGAACCUUUUCAGUAAAGGAUCAUGAUCAUCAAGAUUCAGGAACACGGAUUGAUAUACAAUUACUAUCAAGUUAAUUUGUAUUUGAGCAGCAUUAAGAUGGCGCUUGUGUGGGAAUUCCAUUAGUUUAUGUUGCAGCUUAUGGCCAAGUACUGUUGAAAAUAAUGAGUCACGUCCAGCAAAUGGACAACAGAAAGUGAUGUGGAGCCACAUAAUGCCCUGGAAAGCAAACACCUUCCCCUUUGGAACUCAUCGUUUUUCUUUGUUGAGAUUGAAUAAUAGCAGAAAGCUCUCUCGUGCGGUACAAGUAAUCUAAUCAUCAUUCUUCAUGGCCCUAGUAAUAGCAGAUGAUGGUGGUCGGUGAAAGUUGAAGGGCUGUAAUUGUAGACCAUAAAUAUAGAUCUAGAAAUCAAGAUUGACCAAUUCCUUCAGUCAACUCUUUCUAGCAACUUCCAUGUAAUACCUUAGGACAACAAGUUUUGGUAUAUUUUGGCCAACAAGUUGCUAUCAAGACAAGGGAUAAAGAGGGACCUACUCUUAGGUGGCAUGAAUUUUCCUUCGCACAAUUGUGCGAACAUCAAUUUGUCAUCAUCGUGCACGUAUCUAUCUAUGCGUGGUAAGGAUUAAAGAUAACGAAGAACAGUAAAGCCCGCGUGCCAAAUUAUUGAAUGCUUGAAAAGUAAGCCGCCUAGUCAAGGAUGAUGUUCUAAAAGGGAUGUUAUCUCUCACUAUAAAUAUAUGGCUUCAUGAGCUCAGAUUGGAGUAAAGGAUUCAACAGCUUUUUUUUUGUCAAGAUCAACAAUUGGAUCGUGUGUAUACUUAGAGCAAAAGAAAUAUGAUGAUGGAAAGCAGCUUAGGGGACGUGUUAUUGAAGGUGGCGAUGUUUGUUAUAGUCCAAGGAUUGGUCUAUCUCAUCCUUUCAAAAUCAUCCAAUAUUUUCUCCAAGACAAAUGAUAAGAGAUCAUCUAGCUUCAAGACAGCUCGCUCUGUUAGCAUUCGACGGAUUCUUGCUGUUCUACAAGACUUACCUCCUGGUGGUGAGUUGUCUCCAGCUUCUUCAAAGAGCACGCAAGUGCAAUCCCCUACCGUUGAGAAGUCUGAAGAUCGAAGGUGAUGUAUAGCUAACUGAUCAUGGCUAGCUAGCUCCGCGCUCGCGCGCGCGCGCACAGUGGGUUUAGAUCAAAAUAUAUAUGUUGUGACUACAUAUAGCUAGAAGUGAUUUAAUUAGUUGGACAAAAUUGUGUUUUAAGAUAUAGUAUGUAUGAGCGGAUUUGAGUGAUUCUUUAAUUUUUUGGUUCAUUUUUCAGUAUUGUAUUGAUGUUCAUAUCUGAAGUUGAAAUUAGUUAAUUUGAU